Sarcophilus harrisii (Tasmanian devil) is the source of this 4038-nucleotide messenger RNA. It is a transcript of the gene OXR1, whose product is annotated as oxidation resistance 1. Gene Ontology annotation, cellular component: nucleus. Gene Ontology annotation, biological process: response to oxidative stress. NCBI's taxonomy places the organism in Eukaryota, Metazoa, Chordata, Mammalia, Dasyuromorphia, Dasyuridae. The record is from RefSeq and is a predicted model, not a curated record. The coding region runs from base 367 to 3042 and encodes 891 amino acids. The transcript is spliced from 18 exons.
CCCCUUUCUCGGCAGCUCUUGGUAGCUUCCACACGGAGAAGGUCAGAAAACUGAGCAUGUCUGGAUGUGCUCGGCAGCCACAGCGGCGGGGGCAGAGCGGGGAUGCGUCAAGCUGAUCCCAUUCACUGGGAAGGGGCCUGAAGGAGCGCAGGGAGUGCGCCGCGCUCCGCCUUACCCAGCCAAGAGGGGCGCAAUCGCCGCAGCCGCAGCUGUAGCCGCCUCCACCUCCACCUCCUGGAGACCAGCAAGUCAACUGAAAUAUCGUGCAUAGAGUGCCUGAGGCAAAACUGAGAGCAAUACCCAGGAAUCUUGACUUUUCAUCACCUAUUUUGGACACUGGAAAGGACCUGCUGACGUUACAUAAGAAUGUCUGCAUCCAAUCUAUCAUGGUUGAAGAAAAAAUCCCAAUCUGUGGAUAUUACGGCACCAGGAUUUAACCCUCUGGGAGGAGCAGCAAAACCAGCAGCACAGACCAGUAAGGUGCCAUCUGUUGCCAAGACACCAACCAUUGUGGAAGAGGAGAACAACACAGACAAUGCCCAAAAGCGUAAUCCACGGAGAAGUGAACUCAAGAGAUUCUAUACAAUUGGAAUUAAGGACAUAAGCAUAAUACGCAGUCUUAGGAAGAUGACAUACACUGGCCAAAAGAAGACCCUAGACAAGAAAGAUGGAAGACGAAUGUCAUUUCAGAAACCUAAAGGAACUAUUGAAUAUACUGUUGAAUCAAGGGAUUCUUUGAAUAGCAUCGCCCUGAAAUUUGAUACCACACCUAAUGAACUGGUUCAGUUAAAUAAGCUGUUUUCCCGAGCAGUUGUCACUGGACAGGUUUUAUAUGUUCCUGAUCCUGAAUAUGUUUCUAGUGUUGAGAGUUCCCCAUCGCUUAGUCCUAUAAGUCCCUUAUCACCAACUUCAUCAGAACCCGAAUUUGAUAAGCCAAGAGAUACAGAUGGAGUCCACCAGAAAGAAACAACUCCCUCUUCUGCUUUUACUUGUGUUCGCUCAACAAGAGUAGUAUCUUCUACUUCUGAGGAAGAAGAAGCAUUUACUGAAAAAUUUCUUAAAAUUAAUUGCAAAUACAUUACCAGUGGCAAGGGUACAGUCAGUGGUGUACUUCUAGUAACGCCAAAUAAUAUAAUGUUUGAUCCACAUAAAACUGACCCAUUGGUUCAAGAGAAUGGCUGUGAGGAGUAUGGCAUCAUGUGUCCAAUGGAAGAGGUGAUGUCAGCUGCUAUGUACAAGGAAAUUUUGGAUAGCAAAAUAAAGGAAUCUUUACCCAUAGAGGUAGAUCAAUUGUCAGUAAGGGAUCUCUGCUAUUUUAAGAAAAUGACAAGAAGUAAUACUGAUGACAUAGACUCAAGAAUUCGGGAUACAGGGAAUGACAGCGCCAGCACUGCACCUCGGAGCACUGAGGAAUCUCUCUCUGAAGAUGUGUUCACAGAAUCCGAACUCUCUCCAAUACGGGAGGAGCUCAUUUCUUCAGAUGAACUACGUCAAGAUAAAUCUUCUGGUGCAUCAUCAGAAUCUGUCCAAACUGUGCAAGCUAGUGCAGCAUGUGUAACAGUCAUUUCAGAUUCUACUAUUACUUCUGACAACUUAAAAGGUGGUAUUGAACAACCCACCUAUGAUGUGGGAUUACCGGGUCAUGUAACAAAUUUAGACAAUCCUGAAGUAGCCUUAAAAGAAGAUCCAAUUACAAACAUCUCUCAGCAAUCUUUACAAGAAACAAAGUGCCACAAGGAAAAUAAUAUGGGGGUCGAAAUGAAUACAAACAAGGAUCUUACACUUUCUCAGAUUUCAGUACAUGGAUUCGAAGAUGAGAAAGAAAACAGUCAUUUUGGAGAACUCACAGAAUCUCAGAAAAAGGAAACUGUGAACAAAGGGAAACAAGGAAAGGAACAAAUUCAAGACUCUGAGACAGAGGUGGAAGAGCUACGUAAACUCUGGAAAAGUCAUACUAUGCAACAAACUAAACAGCAAAGGGAGAAUAUUCAGCAGGUGUCACAAAAAGAAAUUAAGCACAAAAUAGCGCCUGCAGAUGGACAUAUAGAAGGAUCAGGCUUUUUAAAAGAAAAGAGAAGACACCGAUUGCAUAAAUUCUUAUGUCUUAGAGUUGGAAAACCAAUGAGAAAAACAUUUGUAUCUCAAGCAAGUGCCACAAUGCAACAAUAUGCACAAAGAGAUAAAAAACAUGAAUACUGGUUUGCUGUGCCACAGGAAAGGACAGAUCACUUAUAUGCAUUCUUCAUUCAGUGGAGUCCAGAAACAUAUGCAGAAGAUACAGGUGAAUUUACUAGAGAACCAGGAUUUAUAGUAGUAAAGAAAAUUGAAGAGCCUGAAACUACUGAUGAUUCUGAAGCUGCAGCCAGAGAGUGGGAGGUAGUGUCAGUGGCUGAGUAUCACCGCAGGAUCGAUGCUCUAAAUACUGAAGAACUACGCACACUCUGCAGACGUCUCCAGAUUACCACAAGGGAAGAUGUAAAUUCAAAACAAGCUACUCCUGUAAAGGCAGAACUGGAGUCUGAAGCAUUUCGGCCAAAUCUCAGUGAUCCAAGUGAAUUGUUAUUACCAGAUCAAAUUGAAAAGCUCACUAAGCAUCUUCCACCACGAACCAUUGGGUAUCCUUGGACUCUUGUCUAUGGUACUGGGAAACAUGGAACAAGUUUGAAGACUCUAUAUCGAACAAUGUUGGGUUUGGACACACCAGUGUUGAUGGUGAUUAAAGACAGUGAUGGCCAGGUUUUUGGUGCACUGGCAUCAGAACCAUUUAAAGUGAGUGAUUGCUUUUAUGGUACUGGAGAGACUUUUGUUUUUACAUUUUCUCCAGAAUUUGAGGUUUUUAAAUGGACUGGAGAUAAUAUGUUUUUUAUCAAAGGAGAUAUGGAUUCCCUAGCUUUUGGUGGAGGAGGGGGAGAAUUUGCACUUUGGCUUGAUGGGGAUCUCUACCAUGGUAGAAGUCAUUCCUGUAAAACAUUUGGGAACCAUACACUUUCUAAAAAAGAAGAUUUCUUUAUUCAAGACAUUGAAAUAUGGGCUUUUGAAUAACUACUGUUCUUACCAAGAUAAUGCCCCAAACCUGACAUGGACAAGCAUAGUUUGGAAAGUUCAUGAAGCAAUAUAAUAUAGCAUGUCACUAACUAUUUUAGAUGAGUCUGUGUCACCAUUUAUUUAGGUAUAAUUUUGGAGCAUUUUUUAAAAUCAUGUUCCUACCCCUUAAGUUCUUAAGGUGUAAUACUUGCCUCGUGCCAUGUACUUGCAGUUUUGACUGCAGUUUUAACAAAUGAGUGGCCACUCCAUUUAAAAAUUGGUAUCAUCACAAUCUCUCUGAUGUUAGUGCUGCUAUGUUGAACUUCCACUUAAGUAAUUUUAAAAAUUGUGUUAUUUUAAAGGAAUAGCAUUUGUGGGGCAUAGAUUGAAGUUAUAAAUGAUAGACCACAGUACUGCUGAGGUUGAAAGUGACCAACUUGCAUUGUAGAACCAAUACAUAAAAAACUGUAUGCCAAAUUAAAGGAUACUGUCUAGUUUUAAUUCACCUGAGUAUAACAGCACCAUUUUUUUUUUUUUAUUUAGAAGACAUUCUCAAUUCCAUUUUAAAAAAGGUGAAAUGAGGGAGAAAAUGCUGGUUGUAUUAGAUUAUAUUACACUUGCAGGUUUGGGGAAACAACACUAAUGGAGUCUGUUAAAGAUUUGUAAAACUGCAAGGGAGUAUGAGAACUUAAUGAUUCUAUUUGGUUUAAUAUAUUAAGCAAGAAAAUAUAGUAUUAACUUAUUUGUAGUUUAGCAGGGCAUUAUCAGAAGUACAAAGACUAUGAAACCAUGCAUAUUUCUUCAGCAUAAAAUAUCAAAUAUACUAUUUUAUGGUUUUGUUGUUUUAGCCUUGUUGCACUUCAAAUCCAAAAGUAUAGUUUAUUCUUGUCCAAAAAAGAAAAAAAAAAUGUGAUUUUUAAAAAUUGAGUGGAUAUAUGUUGUAAAUUACAGUUUAGCACCAGCGCUAAAAAAAAAAAAGGGUCAUGUACUAUAGUAGACAAUAUUGUAACUUAG